Phytophthora nicotianae INRA-310 is the source of this 435-nucleotide messenger RNA. RefSeq lists its product as hypothetical. The coding region runs from base 1 to 435 and encodes 144 amino acids. Lineage: Eukaryota; Oomycota; Peronosporomycetes; Peronosporales; Peronosporaceae. The record is from RefSeq and is a predicted model, not a curated record. The transcript has 2 exons.
AUGCUGUCUGUUGGAGCUAAGCGUUCUCGCAUUUACGACUACUUACUGGAGCAUGACCAAAACGUGAUCCAGGUCGACGUGGAUAACCUAGUUCGCGACCAUUCUGGCUCUCUCUCUACGCAGGACGACAACGAGGCGACGGCAAGGGAAAUUGCUGCUUUGGCUGCGGCCAACCCCGAAAACGUUUCCACUGUAUCAGAGACAGAUGCAGGUGAAACGGGCGUGAUUUCAUUGGCAACAGCGCACAUGAGGCGAAUGUACGGGUGGUUCAGCGAGGUUCUGCUCGUGGAUUGUAGCCACAAGAUCAACAGGUACAACUACCGGCUCCUUACUUUCAUGGGAAUGAACGAAUUUUGCGAAGGGGCGGUUGUGCAGCAGUCACUCAUCGAUGCUAAUGGAGAUUGGCACAUGGAGCGGGCUAUUGCGCACUCCUAA